Messenger RNA from Chara braunii, 960 nucleotides. Lineage: Eukaryota; Viridiplantae; Streptophyta; Charophyceae; Charales; Characeae. The record is from the annotation of a GenBank genome assembly.
UGACUUUGGUCAUGAUUUUGCGUCUAGUUCAUGUGUGCAUGGACUGAAAAGUUGCAGGCAUGUCCCUGCUACUAAGUCAUUCCUACUCUGACUCAUUCUCCCCGGUGUAGCUGCUUAUUGCCGUCAGAUGAAAGUCAUGGAUGUGUCCUGUGGGAUAUCCCUGAGAAUUGGAACGAUACAUAGAAGGAUAAUUAGCAAAUGGCCCCUGUGCAAUGAUGCAUAAAUCGAGGCAAGAAGGAGAAGAAGAAGCUAUGGCAGAAGAAGAAGAAGAAGAAGAAGAAGAAGAAGAAGAAGAAGAAGAAGAAGAAGAAGCUAUGGCAGAAGAAGAAGAAGAAGAAGAAGAAGAAGAAGAAGAAGAAGAAGAAGAAGCUAUGGCAGAAGAAUCAGCAGCUAUGGCAGAGGAAGAGGAGGAGGAGGAAGAAGACAAGGACGAAGCAGCAGCUAUGACAGAGGAUGAAGAAAAGGACGAAGAAGAGAACGAAAAAAAGGAAAAAGAAGAGGGAGAAGAGGAAGAAGAGGACGAAGAAGAGGAAGAAGAAGAAGAGGAAGAAAAAGAAGAAGAAGAAGAAGAGGAGGAAGAAGAAGAAGAUGCAAUGGUAGAAGUCAAAGAAGAAGAAGAAGAAGAAGUUGUGGCAGGAGGAGAAGAAAAAGAAGCUAUGGCAAGAAGAAGAAGAAGAAGAGGAAGAAGCAUUCCAUAGAGGGAGGUGAUAAUAAUGCCAAUGAGAAGAAGAAGCAAUGUCAGGAGAAGAAGAAGCUGUGGCAGAAGGAGAAGAAGAAGAAGCUAUGGCAAGAAGAAGAAGAAGACGAGGAAGAAGCAUUCCAUAGAGGGAUGGGAUAAUAAUGCUGAUGAGGAUGGAAGGAAAUGGAGGCGAAGAAGCAACGCAAGGGAAUGCUCGAGGGAACUCUGGAAACAAAAAGCAACGUUCAAAGGAACUGUGAAAACAAAAAGCACACCUUAAA